Molecule: messenger RNA, 698 nt
Organism: Contarinia nasturtii (swede midge)
Lineage: Eukaryota; Metazoa; Arthropoda; Insecta; Diptera; Cecidomyiidae
Product: traB domain-containing protein-like
Exons: 4
Coding region: 5-454 (149 amino acids)
Source: RefSeq, a predicted model, not a curated record
CAUUAUGUUGUCAAACGAAAUAUUAUUGGAAGUGAAUGAAACAAUUGAUAUUAGCGAGUUGAAAAAAAUGGAUACACUAAAUGGGACACUAUAUGACGAAGUUGAAGAAUUUGAGCAGAACCUACCCCCAACGGUUACAUUACUUGAAACUGAAUUUGGAAGCAAAGUGUACAUUGUUGGAACCGCACACUUCAGUAAGGAAAGUCAGGAAGAUGUAUCUUUUGUUAUUCGAAAUGUGAAGCCUGACGUUGUUAUGGUUGAAUUAUGCCCAAGUCGUAUACAUAUGUUGUAUUAUGAUGAAAAAACUCUUCUUGAGGAGGCUCGAGAUAUAAGUUUAACAAAAAUCCAUAGUAUAACCAAAUCGAACGGAUUACUGAAUGGCUUGUUUUACAUUCUAAUGUUGAACAUGAGUGCCAAAUUAACUCGAGACCUAGGCAUGGCACCUGGGAUUUGAUGUGCAGGAUUGCGUUGGAUGUAUGGAUGUAUGGAUUAUAGUGGGGAGAAAGACUCAAAAGAGAAAAUCUCGUCGCGAAGGUCAAGAACCAAUUGCAAAGCUACCCGUGGAGAAAGAGAAAAACAGCUCAUUCCUACCGAUUGAUAAUAAAAUCAUCCAUAGGUUUAAUGUUGCGACACUAUUACGUGGGUUGUGUUACAUUAAAAGUAUCAUUCCCUGUAACUUGUCUAUCGUUAUUUAGUAA